Molecule: messenger RNA, 774 nt
Organism: Hirsutella rhossiliensis
Lineage: Eukaryota; Fungi; Ascomycota; Sordariomycetes; Hypocreales; Ophiocordycipitaceae
Product: putative NAD(P)-binding domain-containing protein
Exons: 3
Coding region: 1-774 (257 amino acids)
Biological process (GO): siroheme biosynthetic process
Molecular function (GO): precorrin-2 dehydrogenase activity; protoporphyrin ferrochelatase activity
Source: RefSeq, a predicted model, not a curated record
AUGGCUAAGAAGUUCCCAGACGUGCAACCCGGCGGCAGCCUGAUUCUUGCAUGGCAAGUCAAGGACAAAAAGAUCCUUGUGGUGGGCGGAGGUGAAGUCGCCGCCGGUCGAAUCCUCAACUGCCUCAAUGCCGAUGCACGCGUCACCGUCGUCUGCCCGACCUCGGGUCUAAACGAUGAAGUCGCCCAUCGAGUCUCAGAGAACCAAAUCACCCAUGUUGACCGCGUCUUUGAGCCGUCGGACCUCGAUGGUGUCGACAUGGUGCUCGUUGCCAUCGAUGACCCUGCGGCGUCGACGGCCGUUUGGAAGCUGUGCAAGGAGAAAAAAGUGCCUGCCAACAUUGCAGAUGUGCCCCCCGAAUGCGACUUUUACUUUGGCAGCGUUCACCGCGACGGCCCAUUGCAAAUCAUGGUUAGCACCAACGGCAAGGGCCCCAGGUUAGCCGCUUCCAUACGCCGCUUUAUCGCCAGCCAGCUGCCCAAGAAUGCCGGCAAUGCAAUCGAGAUCAUUGGGGAGCUGAGGACCAAGCUUCGCAAGAUUGCGCCCAGGCCCGAGGACGGACCCAAACGGAUGCGCUGGAUGUCCAAAGUCAGCGACUCGUACAAGUGGGAGGAAAUGUGCACCCUCAGCGAGGAAGACAUGGACAACCUCCUGCUCUUCUACCCGGCCAACAAGGUCCCCUCGGUUGACAUCUUGCUCGCCUUGCGAGGCGGGACUGACGUGAGGAAGCUCGACGUCUUUGACGGUUCUUUUGGAUUCAGCGUGGGAGCAUAG